UGAGCACUGAUUCUGCGAGAAAGAAAAUGUGACUGGUGAUAUUUCAGUGUUUAUCUCAGCACUAGCUCGGAUUGUAGGUAUGCCCCGCUCAAGUCCAUGCACACAGCUUGUUUUGAUCCUUGAACACCUGCCACCGGGGAUAAAAAUCUGGCUUUACGUCAAUUCACAUUCAUCCAAAUCGAACGGCACAGCGGGACAAACAUACAAUAAGCACUUUUGGUUUCAGCCUGCACGAUGCGUGCCAAGCCAUAUGUCGGAUUCACAUCAGCACUAAACCGAUGGCCGAAUGAGGAAGGUGAUCAAUUGAUGGAUGUCCUGAUACGCCCGAGAUUUACGAUCCCAUCGAGACAAAUUUGUGGUUGGAUCCGAGCCUCUGGACUUGUUGUGUAAAAGCAGCAAUACCUGAUAGCCUGGUCAACAUUGCCCCAAUCAUGGCGUCUGAUAUGGAAGUCAACGUCACAAAUCAUACCCCAAGAGCCACAGAGCUUUUCAAAUACUCAAAAUCGUGGCACAGCUCUAUUUUAGGAAGGUGUUGUACGCAGAAUGUUUGAUCAGUUCCAUGCAGUGAAUUUAGUGUUGACGUCAAGUUCAACAUCCAUCUCUGCCAAUAGGAUCUCUUUUACGACUUCACAGUCGACAGACUUUGCUUGACACAGACCAGCUACUUGUACCCAAGCACUACCUAUUGGCGUAGGGACAAUACCGUAAACCACGGACAGUGACCAUGGACUGGAUCAAAUGUCGCUGGCAGCAACAAUCAUACAAAAGACUUGAACUUCGAGAUCAACAUUCAAAUUCGGACAUUACAGAAAAGAACCAACGUCAAGGUCGCCAUGAGUUCUCAUACGCAGUAACAUUGGUCAAUUUAUUGCUCACAAUCUUGACCAUCACGAUCGUCUUUGUGCAUCACAACGGGCCAAGACAACACAUAUUAGCCAGCGAGGAAUGCAUCUGUCCAGAAACAUGGACCGAUGCCCGGUACGAAUACCCAGGGAUGAAUACAGAUUUGAAACAAGUUACAGGAUACUCCCCCCUCCUCGAUGAAGUUGACCUCACUCCGCAACCCAAAACUCUCAACGGCGCUUUCCAUUCCAACACCACGAUAUUCAUGCAAGACCCCUCACCCGCCGUCGAUGCCGCCUGGCUCUUCUUCUCCGAAGACAUAUUCCUCACCCCUUGGACCAGCGUUCGCUACUCCGGUCGCAGCCUCAGCAAAUCCAUACAUUUCGAGCCCGACUCUGCUGGUAACCCAGGGCAGUACAUCGCAACAUUUGACGUGUUUCAUCAGAUCCACUGUCUGAAUUGGUUGAGGAAGAGUGUGAAUUGGGAAUAUUAUUAUGGGGAGGAAAAGCCGACGGAGACUUAUUUGAUGCAUCAGAAGCAUUGCAUUCAUAUGUUGCUGCAGAGUUUAAUGUGUAAUGCUGAUGUGGACAUGGUUACGUUUGAGUGGAUGGAGGGGCACGAUGAGAGGGUUGAAAGUUUCGGGAAUGAGGAGAAAGAAGAUAACGGUGGUGAGGUGCAGAAGAGGAACCGGCAGGAUGCAAUUCCAGCAGCGAAUUUCAAUGUUCAUAAGAUGUGUAGGAAUUUUUCGGCAUUAGUUGAGUGGGCAAAGAAGAAUAAAGAGGAGGAUCCGGUACAGACGAGGAGAAAGUUGAGGGUGCCUGAUAAUAUACGGCUGAAUCGGCCAGAGGACUAUUAGAUUGUUUCUGAAUAC
This is a messenger RNA of Cadophora gregata, 1714 nucleotides long. RefSeq lists its product as uncharacterized. NCBI's taxonomy places the organism in Eukaryota, Fungi, Ascomycota, Leotiomycetes, Helotiales, Ploettnerulaceae. Bases 725 to 1699 code for a protein of 324 amino acids. Gene Ontology annotation, biological process: mycotoxin biosynthetic process. The transcript is spliced from 3 exons. The record is from RefSeq and is a predicted model, not a curated record.